Molecule: messenger RNA, 2998 nt
Organism: Chara braunii
Lineage: Eukaryota; Viridiplantae; Streptophyta; Charophyceae; Charales; Characeae
Source: the annotation of a GenBank genome assembly
UCUCAAUUAUUGUGCCGAGUUCCAAGGGGAGCUGCCUUAGGAACUGACGAUCCAUGAUCCACUGCCUAGAAACUGACGUUAUUUGAUCAUUGCCUGGAUCAGAGGGGAAAUAGCCCCAGCAUUCUGUGCAAUCAGGAGCGAUAACAAGGUCGCAAUUAGAUGCAGUGUUGGCAGCGGGUUGAGCUCCUUACGGGUUGUCGAGUGUGUGGGAUCGAGGGGACAGUGGAUGAACGGUCAUCCAUUGAUCAGCCGAUUCAUAGAUCGAUGAAUUGUCGACUCAGAAAACAUCAAUUACUUACGACUAGAAGGGACGUGCCGAUGCUGAUAUUCGGAAAUGUGGAUGUCAUUGAACGGUCAGCCAUUGAUCUGCCGACUCACAGAUUGAUGAAUUCUCGACUUAGGAAACAUCAAUUGCUGACAACUAGAUGGGAGAUGUUGAUGCUGAUCUUGGGCGUCGUUGCUGGGCGGGUUUGGGCAAGUUUGCAGAGUGUAUUGGAUAGAAGGACGAAAAGAGAGGACGUCUCCUUCAAGCCAACGGCGGCAGCUGUGUCGACGACCUGGUAGAUAGAAGAAGUGAUCUGUUCUAGCACCGGAGUGGAUACAAUAACGCAGGGAAGGUUAACACUUCAUGAGGAGAAUGGAGAUGACUGCUAGUUUGGCCACAAUGCGGUGUAAUUACGUCUUGAGCUGGUUGUUUAUAUUUGUUACAAUGACUCUGCAGGGGGAGUCAUGGGCAGCGGGGCAGUCAUCGCUAGGCGUCCCUGUUGGCUUGUGCAAUGCAGGCACGGAAAUAUCGUGUGCUCGAGCUCGUCUGAAGGAAAACGCGGCCUGCAGAUGGCAGUCGCUCUGCGUCUCCAGCCUCGACGAAUGCAUCGGAUUGAAUAAGGCGCAAUGCCAAGGAAAGAAAUCUGGAGCCGAGAAUGUGCCCUGCGUUUGGCUCGGAACAACGGAGCAGGGACAAUGCAUGGGAGAUCCUAAACGAAGUCGCUGUUACAAUUCCACGUACAGCCCAUCAGGUUCAUGCGCCGCACGGCUUGUGCGGCAUGAGGGAGGAGCUGUGUGGCAGGAGGGAAACAGCGGAGGACGAGAAGCGGCGACGGAAAGGAAGACAGAGGCUUCUUGGGAAUGUGUCGAGGCUCGCGAAGUUGGCGUGUGCGUUCUCCUCCAACUUGAUGAGAAGGGAAGUUCGGCGAGCGAGAAUGAUGAACAUUCUUCUUCUUCUUCUUCUUCGUCUUCUUCUUCUUCUGCUGCUGCUGCUGUUCUCUCACAGUCUUCUUCCUCCUCCUCCUCCUCCGUUCUGUCUUUUUUGGAAAGCAUGCAAGACGUGGUUGGUACACGAGUUUACUUGCUAUGGUGGAGGGAGGUGAGGAGAGGACAGCUCGGAGGUCGAGGUACCGUGCAGGUGAUGGGCAAGGUGAGGAACGUUUCCCACAGAUACAAGGUGGGGAAGAAGGGUAUACGUGGUCGUUUACUGAUGGGUCCGCAAGGGACAGACGGGAGAACCGAGAAUCGUAAGGUCACUGAGAUACGAAAGUCUCUCCACGAACAGGCGCAGCCGUCAGGUGCCGCUUCGCAAUCAGGACUAUGGGCUCGGCAUUUAAAAAUGAGGGUUCUCAAGACGAGGAAAACCAAUUCAAGUGGCCUCUUUGAAAAGCUCAUAUUCCACCAUGCUGGAGUGCCGGGAUGGCCUAUGACGAUGAAGUCGAUGAAUAUGCAACAGGUCUUGGGCGAGGAAGGGAGUAGCGACAGCAAGUGUUCGUCAUACACGGAAGUAAGCAGUUGCAAAAGCACAUCUGGAUGCGAGUUCUUCAGCAUCUGCAUGGAAAAUCCAGUUCCUUGUAAACGAUAUGGGACUCAAGAGGCCUGCAAGGCGGCACCAGCGGUGUUGCGUUGCAAAUGGAAUCCUCCUCUUGCAGCAGUUGCUGGACACGGGAUGGUGAAUGGAAGUGCCAUUAUUUCCGAGGCUGGGACAUUUGAGAAUUUCUACAAAAGCUACAGUAACAAGCCGUCACACCCUCCACCCAUGAAAGAUGGUGAGGAAGAAGAAGAUGCGCAGACAACAAAGAAACCGCCGCGGCCUUCAUCGCCAAGCGAGGAUGAUGACGACCGGAAAUCAAGUAAGCCCACAAUGACGGUCUCUAUGUACGAGCCAUCCACAUCAUCCGGAGGAAAUGGCAAACCCGCCUUCUCCCAGUUGACAAAUCAGCCAUCUCUGAAAGCCGUGCCUAACAAGCCGUCGAUGGUGAGGAGAGAAGGAUCGGAAGCCUCAGAGGAGCAAAAUUUCAGGUUGGGGAAUUCAAAUUCAACUAUUUCUGCACACAGAGAGAAGGGUCUUGCGGGUGCUCCUCGCCCUGCUGCGAAUGUCCAAUUGGUGAAAGCCGCUGCAGCAGAAAUGGAGGAGCCGUCAUUCUGUGUCUCAGAGCUUGCAGAGCUGGGAGAAAAGGGUGAGUACAACAGGGAGGAUGAUUUCCAAACUGCAUGUAGAUUGCUGGGCACUGACUGUGAGAAAGACCCUCGUUGCAUAGAGUACACGGCUUGUGUACCAGAUCCAUGCGCCACCAAGUGCUGCAGGUUGAAAGACGAGUACCGUUGUAAUUCAGCUUCGAGCAGCAAUUGCGCAUGGCGGGCAAACUGUCACCCGGCAGAAGGCACCUUGCUGAAGAUCUUGAAGACCCUUCUGGCUAGGGGGCAGCACUACAGUGAGAUCUGGGUGGCUGAUCAAGAUUUCAACACACCCAGAUGAUUAUUAUUAUUAUUUAAUAAUUAUUUUUUUUUUUUUCUUCUGCUGCAGCGGCAGUUUGGCAGCAGUGAAGACUCCCCUAGCUAGGGGGUUGCGCGACAGUGCAAUCAGGGUGUCUGACCAAGAUCUCAGCCAACCCUAGAUUAUUUUUAUUAUUAUUUUUCUGCUGCAGCAACAGGCUGCCAGCACCUUGAAGGCCAAGCUCUUGUGGAUCUUGGUGAUCUUGUUGCUCUUGGCCAACAAAGAGCUUGGUAUCAC